Molecule: messenger RNA, 1423 nt
Organism: Bufo bufo (common toad)
Lineage: Eukaryota; Metazoa; Chordata; Amphibia; Anura; Bufonidae
Exons: 2
Coding region: 175-1227 (350 amino acids)
Biological process (GO): protein K29-linked ubiquitination; intrinsic apoptotic signaling pathway in response to endoplasmic reticulum stress; proteasome-mediated ubiquitin-dependent protein catabolic process
Cellular component (GO): endoplasmic reticulum membrane
Molecular function (GO): ubiquitin protein ligase activity
Source: RefSeq, a predicted model, not a curated record
AGGAGAGCAGAGCUGGGACUGGGACUACUUCAUGAAGAGGAGCCCGGAGGUGCCGCAUGGAUGUGAAGUCACAGACCCAGGGGGGGACGGGAGUGUUCUGGAAAAGUUGCAAAAAGGUUCCUAAUGAUGAAGAACCAGGCAAGGUUCCUCAAAAAAGCUUCACCCUUCUAAGGAAUGGAUGAGCCAAGAGCUGGUGUAGACCCCAUAGUAGAGGAACCUGGAUCUUCUCCUCUAGCGUUUGCUAAAAUGACUCGCCCGGUAGUGACCUGUGACGUCCAUGGUGCCAAGCGAAGCAAGCGACAAGAAGAUCAAAGCUCCGAACUCAUAGAAAACCUCCACGAAGAGGGCCAUCUGCAUGAUGAAACUUCUUCUCAAGAUGGACCCGUGAAGGUGAAGGGGCAAGAAGUUCUUAAUGACCCUUAUGAGAUAGACAUAGAGACUCUAAAGGCCGACCUUUGCAUCUCCAACCAUAGUAUGGACACGUGUGUGACCAUCGCUGCAGAGAAUGCAGCUGCUGGUGGCCAUGUUGAACCUGGACCAUCUCAUCCUAUAGAUAGGGUUGACUCGCUUCAUGGUUUGCCAAGGUCUUCGUCUGGUUCUGGCCAAUCUCAGGUUGAGGACGAUGAUGAUGAUCCUGAGAAAAAUCUUGAAGGAAAUGAGACAAAGGAGCCGGUAGAGUCCUCCAAACUUUUACUAGACCAUGAGCAGGAGGAAUGUCCCAUAUGCACCGAGCUAUAUGAUACCACCAAGCACAAGCAGUCCUUGCUCCACUGCAACCAUGUCUUUUGUGACGACUGUAUCAGAACCAUGGUCAACACCGCUAAUCGCACCAACCUCUGCCGGGUGACAUGCCCGAUCUGUCGGCAGACGACUCCCAUGUUGGAAUGGGAGGUCCAUAAGAUGCAGGAGCAGAUGAUGAUGGAAAGUGGAGGUGUCUGCAUUGAGCCGGACUACGUGCCUGCGCAGGCGCUGGUCAGAAGACCUGGACUGUGCGGAGCUCUGGAGUACAGGUUUCACAAACGCUUCCGAAGUGGGCGUCUUUUCCUCCUCCGGCCCUGUCUCCGCAAUCCCCAGGGGUUAAUGACCCGGCUGAACAGGUUGGAGCAUCGCUGCCGCUGCUUGUACCUUUUUGCUUUGAUGUUUUUGCUCUUUGCUGAGUUUUUCUGCUUUUUUUUCCUCUUUCUGCCGAUUCUGGUGUUUAUUUUGAUGAUUCUUUUUGGCAAGUGAGACAAUAAAGCCACAUUGGAUAUCGCUUUCUAUUCACCGCUUACCCUGGUUCAGACGGAACCAGACCUUCAGGCUGAUGUCUGCCAAACCCGCCCAUUUAGGGGCAAUCGGUUGACCAACGAACUAACUGCCGUCUGACCCUUUUGUUCUCAUGCAUGCUCAGCCGAGCCUAGGGAGUAUGUGUAUGGAGGGAGCU